Molecule: messenger RNA, 243 nt
Organism: Dichotomopilus funicola
Lineage: Eukaryota; Fungi; Ascomycota; Sordariomycetes; Sordariales; Chaetomiaceae
Exons: 1
Coding region: 1-243 (80 amino acids)
Source: RefSeq, a predicted model, not a curated record
AUGGGCGUGCUAAUCCACCUGUUGGAGCUGAUGACGAUGUCGCUAAACAUGCACGCUGCAGAGAGCGAUGAUCGGUUGUGGGACGCCGCGGUGUCUUGGCUCCCUGACAUGCUAGGCCCAAUGCUGUGCGUCCAGGACCUGAAAGAUGGGGGGUCAAUGUUGUCGUGGCACGUCCGCGGAGUACAGUCCCGGUCGCGGAGAACGCUGCUCUGGGACUCUGGGAGUGAUAGGCCAUCCUGCUGA